Messenger RNA from Arachis duranensis, 1512 nucleotides. RefSeq lists its product as uncharacterized. Lineage: Eukaryota; Viridiplantae; Streptophyta; Magnoliopsida; Fabales; Fabaceae. The record is from RefSeq and is a predicted model, not a curated record. The transcript has 3 exons. Bases 276 to 1310 code for a protein of 344 amino acids.
ACACUCACGUUUGAUGAUUGAUGAUAUAUCGUUUUUCCGGUUCGUGCUUCGACCUCACGUGUCAGUCUCUGAAGCUUUCUAUGAUCAACGGAUUCGAAUGAUUUUGGACACAAUUCGCUUCCUCAAAUCCUUCGAUUGGCUCUGCUCACUGCUCAAACCCCAGUUCCCCUCAUAAAGUGGGGAACUUGGAGUUUUGAUUUGAAGUUGAUGGAUAAAGCUCUGAUAUUCUAACAUUGGCAAAAGCGCAUAAUCAUUUGGAUUUUCUGAAGUCAAGAAUGAAUAUAGGAAUGGCAUCAUUAACUCAAACUCAUUAUCAAAUACACACAUCAACUAACAGGAAGGAACAUCAUAGAAGCCUGAUAUUAUUAAACUCUGGAAAAGCAUUUCAACUCCAGGGACUUAGUUUUCCUCAUACUCGAAUAAAAGAAUCAAGCAUAUGCUGCACAAAGUUGACUCCGUGGGAGCCGUCACCUUUCACUUAUGCUCCUACAGAUAAUCAGAGUGAUAAGUUCUUGCCAAGUUCGGCCAAUAUAUUUGAAACUCUUGAUCCUAGUAAAACAGCUGAAUCGAUUACAGAAAAUGCCGAAGCAUCUGCAGAGACUGAGAAUCACUCAGGCAUGCAAUUUCAGCUUUUCAAGUGGCCUAUGUGGCUUCUAGGUCCUUCUAUUCUCCUUGCAACCGGCAUGGUGCCGACGUUAUGGUUACCAAUAUCCUCAAUCUUUCUUGGUCCCAAUAUAGCAAGCCUACUUUCCUUGGUUGGACUUGAUUGCAUCUUUAACCUCGGCGCAACCCUUUUUCUCCUCAUGGCUGACUCUGUUUCGCGUCCGAAGAAUCCAAUGCAAGAAUGCAACAGCAAGGCACCCUUCAGCUACCGGUUCUGGAACAUAGUUGCUACUCUAACCGGAUUCAUCAUCCCAAUGUUGCUGAUGUUUGGAUCUGAUAAGGGCAUUCUGCAGCCUCAACUUCCUCUCAUCUCGUCGUUAGUUCUAUUUGGACCUUAUCUUCUUCUAUUGUCAGUACAGGUUCUGACUGAGAUACUGACUUGGCAUUGGCAAUCACCGGUCUGGCUCGUUACCCCAGUCAUAUACGAGUCCUACCGUGUUCUGCAGCUAAUGAGGGGGUUGAAGCUCGGAGCCGAACUUGGUGUGCCGGCAUGGAUGAUGCAUACUAUUAGGGGGCUGGUUUGCUGGUGGGUGCUAAUUCUUGGUUUGCAGCUUAUGAGGGUUGCUUGGUUUGCAGGUUUUAAUGCUCGAGGCCGAAAGCAGCAAUCGCCUUCGUCCAAUACUUCGGCUGCUAAUGGUGUUUACUGAUUGCUGCAACAUCAAAUAACAAGAAAGAGACAUUCUUAUGGAUUCAAUAGAUAUGGUUUGAAUUUUGUUAUGGUCUUAUGGAUGUUUUCAAUCCUAUGUGUAGUGAUAGACUGAUAGUGAUACACAUAAAUAUAUAAUAGCUAGUUAAACACAUUAAAUGCUUCUUAGAUUCAAUACAAGAGUAUCCUUUUACAAUUCUUUU